Molecule: messenger RNA, 231 nt
Organism: Aspergillus mulundensis
Lineage: Eukaryota; Fungi; Ascomycota; Eurotiomycetes; Eurotiales; Aspergillaceae
Product: MoaD/ThiS family protein
Exons: 2
Coding region: 1-231 (76 amino acids)
Biological process (GO): Mo-molybdopterin cofactor biosynthetic process
Source: RefSeq, a predicted model, not a curated record
AUGUCAACCUUCCAAGUCCACUACUUCGCCAGCGCAUCCAGCUACACCGGCAAAAACACUGAGUCGCUGCCCGCCCCGCUGCCUCUCUCCAAGCUCUUCGACACGCUAGAAGCAAAUCUUGGCGAUGAGUACGUUGAUAUGGAGGCUGAUGGGAGUGGGAGUGGGAAUGAGGGGAUCAUGAUUCAGAAUGGGGAUGAGGUUGCGGUGAUUCCGCCGGUUAGCUCGGGGUGA